AUGGACGCGGUCGUCAUCCCUGGCGGGGCGGCCGCGUUGCCGGCCUGGGUGGUGCUGGCGCUGGAGGCCGCGGCUUUCUUUGGGCCAGGCUGGGGCCCAGGACAGGCGGCCUGCCCAGACCUCUCGUGCCCUGCCUGCCCAGCGUGCCCAGAGGCGGCGGCGUGCGCGGCCUGCCCGGAGGCCGCGGCCUGCCCGGCUUGCGAGCCGCCUCCCUGCGCGGCUUGCCCGGCCUGCGAGCCGCCGCCGUGCGCGGCCUGCCCGGCCUGCGAGGUGAGGGCGUGCCCGGAGGCGUCGGCUGGCGAGAAGGCGGCUGAGAAGCUCGCUGGAGCGCUGCUUGGAGGCCUGGUGCACUGGCUGGUGGCGAAGGUGUUCGCUCGCAGGCAUGGUGUCGCUCGCGAGUGGGUCGUCCUGACCCCAGAUGGUGACAUCUACGCUGAGGACAUGAGCUGUGGGGACCCCGAGACUGGGCCUGCCCGAGCCUUCCCGCUGGCGCUGCGGACGCGCAAGAUGCGGAGGCUGUAUCGCUUCCGAGAGGAGCUGGGGCCCGACGAGCUGGCCGACGCGUUGACGCGGGGCCGUCAGGCGGCGCUGGAGAUGGACGCCGCCUUGCCUGAGCCGAGGGAGGCCGUGGACGUGGGCGGGCAGCGGGUCACCUGGCAGGAGGCUGCUGGUAAGCUGUCGGCCGCGGAGCGGGCCGGCCUGCUGCGCCUGGGCAUGGCCGUGGCUCGCCUGGGCGGGAAGCUGCUGGAGGCUCCUGGUGCGGGUCAGGCCUGGAUCGCCCUCAGCGGCGGGCCCGGCGUUGCGAUCGGAGCGGAGGUCGACGUGGCGAACAUCGAGGGCCUGAGCUUCGAGGACGGGCCCGAGCCGCUCGGUGUGCUGAGGGCCGCCGACGGCGGCAUAGUGCGUCUCGCCCGGCUGGACGCAGGGUCGGCCCCUGGGCGCGUGGCCGAGGCGGCCGCAGUCUGGCAUGGCCUGGACGGAGGCCAAGCGCGUGCCCUGGGCCCCGAGCGCCGACGUGCUGCAGCCACAGCGCCGCUCGAGGAUGAGGAGCCCGCCGAGCCCGUGGGCGGCACGGCUACGCCCGAGCUGGCGCUGCCGCCCUUGGCGGAGCCGCUGGGCGAGGAGCGUGACGCCGACGCCCGCGCGCUCUGGGUCGACUACGACGAGCAGGGCGAGCGGUUCAAGCGAUGGCGGGACGUGGUAGGCGAGUCGAGGCAGGAGCGCCACCCAGACGCGAAGGUGGAGGGACCGCCCGGGGCUCUCCACAUGUGCAAGCACAUGGAAAGGCACGGUGGCGACCCGCGCCUCUGGCUCGACCUCUUCAUCCGCAUGAAGGGCCUCGGGCAGAAUGACCGCGCGGUGCACGAGCUGAGGACUAUCGUGGAGGCCUUGUACCAGGGCGGGGUAUAUGACCAGUUGAACAUGGGCGGCCUGAUGAUGGUGGAGGUGUUGACACGCCGCGUGGCCGCAGCGGUGGACGCCUACGCGGACCCGUCCAAGCCGAGCUGGACGAACGCGCGCUUCUUCGAGGGCGUGAGCUCGGUGGAGGACGUCUCAGGGCCAGAGCUCAGGGGCUACGUCCACCGGCGGGCGAAGGAGCAGCACGAGAUGGAGCAGGAGCUGGAGGUGACGCAGCAGGUGCGGGGCGCGGUGGCGGCCGAGGCGGCCGCGGGCGCGGCCGGGCCAGGAGCCCGCAGCUUUCUGCCGCUCCCGCUGCUGGGCGACGCAGGCCGCCGAAUUCGCGGCAGGUCUAGCAGGGCGAGGCAGUCCGGUCGCGAGACUCGGAUUGCGUUGGAGGUCAAUGGGAUCGUCGACGCCACCAACUGGAUGUCGGGGUACGACUCGCUGCCUGGCCCAGCCAAUGACAUGCAGCGGGAUGUACUUGCGCGCUUCGAGGGCCUCGUUCGGGGCCGGCAGCCGGACGCCAAGUUGCAGGAGCCGCAGGCGGCCCUCCGGGAGCUGCUGCGGGGCCGCUCGCCAUAUGACGGGCGCGGCGGCCCGACGACGGUCGCCUCCUACAGUGCAGGGCUCGUCAGCAUGCCGACGGACGUGAGCGACUGCCCGCGUCUUGAGGACCUCUUGCCUGGCGAGGCCCUUGCCUUCCUGCGGGAGCGCCAAGAGCGCAUGCUACGAGAGUCACCUUUGCCGACCGACGUCGAGCCGUACUUCGACUCGGUCCUCAAGUUCAACCACAAGGAGUACCGCGGCCUGGUGCGUCGGCUGCUGUCAGCUGGCAUUCUGGGGUGGACUCUGACACCGAAAGAGAGAAUUGGGAUGUUCUUUGUGUGGAAGGAUGGGCGGCGCCGACUUCGCCUCAUAGUCGACGCCCGCCGCGCGAACGCCCACUUCAGGGAUCCUCCUGGGGUGGAGCUAUUGAGCAGCGAGGGCCUCGCCAGAGUCGAGGUGCACAUGCCAGGCGCGGGCUUCUCGAGUUACGAGGACCUCCGCGCCGCGCUGGAGGCGCAGCAGGUGUACAUCGGCAUGGCGGACGUGAAGGACUGCUUUCAUCGAAUGCGGAUCGAUUCAGCCCUCUCGCAACACUUCUGCCUGCCGCCUGUCAAGGCUGGGGCUUUCGGCGUGACCGAGGUCGAGGGGGCCAAGGUGCAGGCGUCGACGGCCAUCUACCCUUGCUGGCAGGUCUUGCCCAUGGGCUUCAGCUGGUCUCUCUACUUCGCCCAGCGGGCCAACGAGGAGGUAAGCCGCCGCAGCAGCGCGCUCCUCAGGGGGCCCAGUCUGUCAGACCAUGGGCCGCCGCUCGUGUUCGCGCCUGGCAGGGCGCUCCAGGAGGUCAGGCACUACGUGUACGUCGACAACUUGGGGGUCUUCUCGCUAUUCUCUGAGCUCGUGAGUGGCGUGAUGAACCAGCUGACGGGCGAGCUCACCGAGCUGAACCUACUGUUGCACAAGGACGAGCUGGUGCCGGGCAUGGCAGUGGCGCUUGGCACGGAGAUCGACGGCAGCCAGUUGCGCACUCGAGUGACCAGUGAUCGGUUCUGGCGCUGCCGCCAGGCCGUGCGGGGCCCCCUAGCCCGCCGCCGUGUCAAGGGCUGGGCCGUGGAGGCAGUGCUGGGCCACCUAACCUUUUGUGGCCUCUGCUCGCGCGGCACCUUGUCAGCUUUCAAUUCAGUGCACGGCUUUGUGCGAGCCCACUACGACGAGGCGGCCGUGCUAUGGACCGAGGCGCGGCGAGAGCUGGCCGCCUUCAGCUCCCUGAUGUACUUCCUGGAGUCAGAUUGGUGGCUGCCUUGGAAUCCGAUGGUGCAGCAGUCAGAUGCCAGUCUUCACGGCUACGGACUGGCAAGGGCUUUCUGGCCGCAGGAGCUGGUGGAGUCAGUCGGGCGCGUGCCUGAGCGGGCCCGCUUUCGCCGGCGCUGCGCGCGCAGUGCUCGAGAGGCUGCGCUUUGUGCAGCUGGCUUCGGUAUGAGUGAGAGUGGAAAAUGGGAACUCAAGGGCCUUCCCGAAGAUGAGGAGGAGCUGGGCCAGUGGGACGUCGUGAGGGACUUCCCGGAGGUGCCCGCCCAGGGGCUCCGCGCAGGCCUGUGGGGGCCCUGUUUCGCGAGAGCCUGGCAGCACCCUGAGGGCAUCUUGACCUUGGAGGCCCGAGCCCUGGUCAGCAGCAUCCAUCGCAUCGCCACCACGGUCUUUGGGCGAGGCGCGAGGCUCGAGACGGGCCGCCGGCGCACGCGGCAGCUGGCGCCGUCUUGCCCGGAGCCUGGCCUGCAGCCGUCAGCCCGCGGCCAGGAGGCGAGGCGCACGCGGCAGCUUGUCCCUGCGCCGCCGAUAGCGCCGCAGCCGCUGCCGGCAGCUCGGCGGGAGCGUCAGCUGGGCGAGUCGGGGCUCCUGAAGACGGCUGUGCUGAGCCGCCCCCUGCCGCGGAGCCUGGGGCUAGUGGUGGAGGACCUGACGAAGGUACCUGUGCCAGCGGAGCCCGCGCGGGGAGCGCGAGAGAGCGUCGGCUCCUCCGACAGCGGGAGCUCCGAGCCCGAGGUCGUGAUCGGCGCCGCGCGGCAGCGCAGGCUCGCGCAGUCGCGGAAGCGCCGAGCCCGCCACUACGGGAUGCCCACCGGCGAGGAGGGCUUCUCUCUCCUGGAGCGGGAGGCCGUGCGGACCCCGACGCAGCGCGAGUACCAGAGGGCCUGGGACGGAUGGCGGGACUUUGCCCGUCGGAGCUGGCCCUCGGUGGACAUCGACGAGGUCAUGAAGAGCAGGGACGACUCCGUGGUAGACUCGGCGUUGGUGAGCUACCUGAACGGCUUGUACCAGGCUGGGACUCACCUCUCCUGGGCCGAGAAGUUGAUGGCUGGCGUCCUGCACUUCAACCCCGACUUCUCGCGCUACGGUGCCCGGCGCCCCCCCCGGGGCUGGAGAUGCCUCCGGGCCUGGCGGCGCCUGGAGCCGCCGCGGACGAGAAAGCCGUGGGCGUUGGCGCUGUGGUGCGCAAUGGCGUGGCGCAUGAAGGCCCGUGGCAGCCUCCAGAUGGCGGUGUUCACGUUGAUAGCGGUGAGCGUGCACGCCCGCCCCAGCAGCCUUUUGCUUCUGAAGCCGGCCUGCCUGGUGCCGCCAGCGGCGGGGGGGUGCGAGUUCUGGACCUUGAGGCUCUUCCCGGAGGAGGAGGACCUGCGGGACAAGACGGGCCUGGGGGACGUGUCGCUAGAGUUAGACUCGCCCUGGAUUCGCUUCUUGGACCCCGUGCUGCGUCAAAUGAAGAAGGAGGGGCACCCCGAGUGCCCGUGGAACUUCACGUGCCCAGAGUACUGCAAGAUGUUCAGCCUAUGCCUCCAGGACCUGCGGGUAAAGGCCAAGGCGCGCGCCAAGCCGACCGGCGAACGAGGGCGCGCCAGGGAGCGCUGCCCGCCGACGAGCCCGGCCGCCGCCGGGGCUGGCGCGCUGGAGGAGUGCAGCCCAGACGCCGACGAGUUCAAGGACUGCGAGGAGUUCGACUUCCUGGAGCUUCCCACGCAGCAGCAGGACACGUCGAAGGCAUAGCUUGACGCCACCAUCCCCAGCUAGGGCCAUACCCUCGGCCCGCGGGUGGUGUGCAUAACCUCCUGGCCUUGACCACGAGGUCUGCACACCUUCGGCCCUGUCCCGGGG
Messenger RNA from Prorocentrum cordatum, 5094 nucleotides. Lineage: Eukaryota; Dinophyceae; Prorocentrales; Prorocentraceae. The record is from the annotation of a GenBank genome assembly.